UAUAAACCUGCUAUUGAUUCCAUUUAGAUUAUAAAUGUUGAAGAAAACAAAACUACCAAAGAAAGAAUAACAUUGAGUGGACAAAAAAUAUUGUUCUUUCUUCAUAAAAUCGAAUAUGCCGGAUCCUAGAGAAAACUGGACGUACGUGGAGACGUAUAUCACUCACGGUGAUGAGAGGGUGCGAGACUGGCCGCUCAUGGACAGCCCCGUUCCGGUCCUGACCGUAUUUGUCCUCUAUCUGAUGAUGGUCAAACAGGGACCCAAGAUGAUGGAGCAAAGGACGCCAUUCCAGGUGCAGGGUGCCAUGGUUCUGUAUAAUCUAGCUGUGAUGGUGCUGUCCAUUUAUAUAACGUUUGAGAUGCUGAUCUCCGCUGUACAAUCUUCCUAUAGUCUGAAGUGUCAGCCGGUUGAUUACUCGGAAGAUCCUCGGGCUUUGAGGAUGCUGAAUGCUUGGUAUUGGUAUUUAAUAACUAAACUGAUUGAACUGUUGGAUACGUUUUUCUUCAUUGUUCGGAAGAAAGAAAGACAGAUCACCUUUCUACACGUCUACCACCAUGCUAUAAUGUUACUCCACACUUGGUGGUUUGUGAAGUUUGUCCCCGGGGGUCAAACGUUUGUACUGGGGUUCCUGAAUUCCUUUGUCCACAUUUGGAUGUACGCUUAUUACGGACUGGCGGCUAUGGGCCCUCACAUGCAGAAAUAUCUAUGGUGGAAGAAAUAUCUCACCAAGCUACAACUGGUACAGUUUGUGCUGAUUUGUUCCCACGCCCUCUAUAACGUCUGCUUUGGAGACUGUGGCUUCCCGCGCUUAUUUUCCUUAUCCAGCGUCAUCCAGUCCGCCAUAUUUUUCAGUCUAUUUACUAAUUUCUAUUUACAAACUUACGAAAAGCCAAAAAGACAAUAACUCGAGAGACAAAUAAAACUAAUUUUAUAAACAAAUAGAAAUUAAUUAUAUGCAUUGUGAUUAUGCUCUCGUUCCAUUGUUUUAGAGUAUCUUUGAGGAAACUGAGAAUAGUUUGAUAAAGUGUACAUGUGUAUAUCGAUCAUUUACGCAAUGAAAUACUUUCUUUGAUGGUUCAUAUAUAGAAAAAGGAAGUGAUCAUGGCAGAAUUAACAUUUUUAAGGAUGUGGGUUGGAUGAUACUCGAUACCUUUAAAGCUUAAUUAACCUCCAUAGAAAAAGAAUUUGGUGUUUAUAUAUAAAUCUUUCUCGAUCUGAAUCUCUCUUCUCUUAUCCAUAGAGUGUCAACAAAAUUACGUACAUAAUUGUCGUUUUUGUCGAUCUGUGUGUUGCACCCAAGUAUAAAGGUAGACCUAAUUGAGACACCGCUUAACAUUAUCUACAUUAUUACUGCAGUACGUGUGUUCGAUAUAAUUAAAGUUCAAAGGAUGCGUAUAUUCAUACGCGGACAAAUUCAUUACUUGUAUAUUAAUUGGCAAUAUUGUUAUUUAUUGUUUUUAACUCUGUAAGUAUGAAAUACUAGUCGAUAAUAUUAGGUUUUUGUCAACCAGCCUUUUUAUAAAGAAAAGAAAAUUGUUAGCGAUUUUUUUCGGACAGUUUGAA
Magallana angulata is the source of this 1563-nucleotide messenger RNA. RefSeq names its product elongation of very long chain fatty acids protein AAEL008004-like. Bases 116 to 904 code for a protein of 262 amino acids. The transcript is spliced from 7 exons. Lineage: Eukaryota; Metazoa; Mollusca; Bivalvia; Ostreida; Ostreidae. The record is from RefSeq and is a predicted model, not a curated record. Gene Ontology annotation, molecular function: fatty acid elongase activity. Gene Ontology annotation, biological process: fatty acid elongation, saturated fatty acid; fatty acid elongation, monounsaturated fatty acid; sphingolipid biosynthetic process. Gene Ontology annotation, cellular component: endoplasmic reticulum membrane.